Messenger RNA from Aedes albopictus (Asian tiger mosquito), 2917 nucleotides. It is a transcript of the gene Hmu, whose product is annotated as adipocyte plasma membrane-associated protein Hemomucin. Gene Ontology annotation, biological process: biosynthetic process. Gene Ontology annotation, cellular component: endomembrane system. Lineage: Eukaryota; Metazoa; Arthropoda; Insecta; Diptera; Culicidae. The record is from RefSeq and is a predicted model, not a curated record. Gene Ontology annotation, molecular function: strictosidine synthase activity; hydrolase activity. The transcript has 5 exons. Bases 278 to 2122 code for a protein of 614 amino acids.
UCGUCGCGGCCCAGUCGCUGAGUGUGCGAAGACGAUCGCGGUUCGUCUUUUUUCCGUUCUCAAAUCUCGCGAGGUCGCCUGCUCGCAGUUGUGCCGUGUCAUCAAUCAAAGAAGAUUUUUUAUUAUUCCGAGUGGUUCGUCUGGAGGUCAUUAUUGAUAAUUAUUGCCAACAAAGACUGACCGUGCCGGCAACAGCGCAGCAGUGUAAAUACGUAACACCCACCUCUCACCACUUAGUCGAACGAGGGGGUGGAAAGCGCCCGGGAAAACAAACGGGAUGGGUCUCCUGUACAAAAUCCGCAUCCGGCUGAUCAACUUUGUCGUGUUCUUCUUCCUGGUGGUCCUACUGCCGGGACUUCCACCGAAGACCACUUUUCCCUUUGAAGGGUUCAGCAUACCGCCGCUAAAGGAGCUAAAGGGUGGCCUGGAACCGAACAACCACCUGGACAACGCCGAGCGGUUGUUCGAGGGUAAACUGUACGGCCCGGAGGCCAUUCUGGUGCGGGGUAAGGAAAUAUUUACCACCGUCCACGGUGGCGAGGUGGUCCGCAUCAUUGGUCAGCACAUCACGCACGUGGCCAAAUUCGGCAAACCAUGUGAAUCAACCGCCGAAGAGGACGUCUGCGGUCGUCCGUUGGGAUUGGCAUUCGAUACGCAAGGGAACAACCUGAUUGUGGCCGAUGCGUACUACGGCAUCUGGUUGGUGGAUCUUACUAACGGCGAUAAGUUCCAGCUGGUUUCCAGGGAUACGGUUCUGGAGGGCAAGGGAGUCAACCGGAAGCCUCGGCUGUUCAAUAGCGUAGCAGUGGCCAAGAAUGGAGACAUCUACUGGACUGAGUCGACGUCCGAUUUCGAGCUGAUGGACGGAGUUUUCAGUAUUUUCGCUAAUCCGUCUGGUCGAUUGUUCCACUACGAUAGGAAAACCCAGAAGAAUACUGUCCUACUGGACCGUCUGUACUUCGCCAACGGAUUGGCUCUGAGUCCAAAUGAAGACUUUGUGGUCGUUGCGGAAACCAUGUCCGGAUUGCUCCACCGGUAUUAUCUGAAGGGACCCAAGGCCGGUACGGAUGAUACUUUUGUUGACGGAUUGCCUGGACUGCCGGAUAACCUGAUUGCCAACGAGGACGGUUUGUGGGUGCCACUGGUUAUGGCCGCCGAUGAGGAGAAUCCUUCGAUCACCCGUCUGUUGUCCCGAGUUCCGUUGAUCCGUAAAUUCUGCUCUCGGAUGAUGUCCGUCGCUGAGAUGCCAUUCCGUAUCCUGCACCAGGUGUGGCCAAGUGUCCACAGCCAGCGCCUUCUGCAUGCAAUUGGCCACUUUGAGACUAUGAGAUUCCUCGUGGCAGAUCGUACCACUCUGGUGCGUUUGGACUGGAAUGGAAACAUCGUCGGAUCGCUGCACGGGUUCGACCGGUCGGUACAGUCGGUAUCGCACGUUGCCGAAAUGGGCGAUUACCUGAUCAUGGGAUCACCAUACAACAAGUACCUGGCCCGAGUUCCGAUCCCGAAGGUGCCGAAAAUGCGCGUUCAAAACGUGCGCUACGAAUCGGCUACGGAGGGAAGCAAGAAGCCGGAGGCACCGACUACCACUACGGCCAAGCCUACCACUACCACUACGACAACGACGACUACUACGACUCCAAAGCCAACUACCACGACCACAACCACCAAAAAACCAGUGACCACUACAACCACCACUACCACAACCCCUAAACCAACCACCACUACAACCACCCAGAAACCAACCACGGCGAAGCCGGUGACCACUACUCCCAAGCCAAGCACAACAACGGAGAAGCCUGCUCCGAAACCAACCACCACCACCACCACAACCCCUGCUCCGCCCAAGAAGCAGGAAGCUCCUAAACCGGCUACCGAAAAGCCAGCUCCCGCCGUGGAGAAGCCAACUCCCGUGACGGAGAAACCAGCUGCCACCACGGAUGCUCCCGCCAAAAAGAAGGAAAAGAAGAAGGAGAAGGCCACGCCAACCACCACGCCGGCUCCCGCUCCGGAGCGGGCCGCGGAACCGGCUCCCAUCCACGAGAAGAUCCCCAACGACACCCCGAAGCCAAAGCAGGAGAAACUGAAGGUGAUCAAGAAGGGCGGCGAGCAAGGUGAGCUCUAAAGUCGGCCCGGGGGGCGAACAAGGAAUGCCUCAGCCCUCUAUGAGCAGUGAGUAGGAACACUAACAAAUUCGAGAGAUGGGUGAGUUUCCGAAAGAAAACGCACAAUCAUUCUUUUGCGUCCAUUGGUUUCCAAAGCUUAUUUUGAUUUCGGUUGGGGCGUUAAAGGCAUUUGCAAUCGAAGAGAGAACGCGCGCGGCAGCUAAUCCUCUCUGUUACUCCACACAACAUUCUACUUCACAUUCGAUCGUCGUGGUCAUUGCGUGUACUCUGUGGUGCAAUGUGCGAUGAUAGGUCUCUCUGACCCUUCUAGUUUUGUUUUUCUAUCAGCUUAAGUCCUAUUAAUUUAUUAAUUAAAAUCAUUUGUUGCGUACUCAAUGCGACCCUAAAAGUGGUUCUUCCCUUUUUAUUACUCUAUUGGUAUGACCCCGAUUCAAAAUCAUUCAAUUCGCAAUUAGGUGUUAGGAACGAGUUUAGGCCAUUGGAAAUAUUAUCAUAGGUGAAAGUGCUAUUGCAAAUCGUGAACUAGUAUGACUACAUUAGAAAUUCGGUUAGAAAUUAAGCUCCAAAGUGAAUCGUUCUUUCCAUCCAAUGCCUUCUUGAUGUUUCCAUGUUUUUUUUUCGCACUAGUAGUAAUAAAGGCAAGGGAACGGCGCGUUUCCGGCGCGGAAAAUUACGAGCGGCACACUAAGGAACUCCUACUUUAACUGAUAAAUCUGCCCUAGGACUAUAAGAACCUUAUAGUGAUCGAGAUAGUAAACUAAUUAUUGAAACAAAGGGAAAGAUUUGGAAAAAGA